Messenger RNA from Podospora bellae-mahoneyi, 810 nucleotides. RefSeq lists its product as uncharacterized. Lineage: Eukaryota; Fungi; Ascomycota; Sordariomycetes; Sordariales; Podosporaceae. The coding region runs from base 1 to 810 and encodes 269 amino acids. The transcript has a single exon. The record is from RefSeq and is a predicted model, not a curated record.
AUGGCGAAGAUCUACGCCAGAGCGAGAGCUGUGGUUGUCUGGCUAGCACCCGCAACAGAGGCGAGUGGCAGAGCUAUGAGAACGAUCCGAUCGCUUGCCACAUUGCCAGAUGAUGAGAAAGAAUGGAAGGAAAGUAUAUUGAAACCGAAACACUUCCCGAAUAUGCGCCGUCACGGGCGGCUUCCAAUUAUACCCCGUCGGGCAGCUCCGAGCCGAACUGAGGAGUUCAUUGACACCCAUGAGAUUGGGUCUCUGGACAAGCAGGAUAUCAGGAAGCUCCUCAACCGCCCUUGGUUCAAGCGCAUCUGGGUAGUUCAGGAAGUAGCGGCCACUCGCCACUCGCCGCAUUGUUAUCGAGUGCGGCAGUGGCGACCUCAGCGGCCAGGCGCUCUGCUCAGACAUCGGCAGCGUUAUGCGCACAUGGCAACCCAAGCACGAUCCGGAGAUGCAGUUCUUACGUACCCCAAUCGAACCCACUAUGUUUUGAUGAAGAAUACAGACCGAAAACCUCGACACCUAGAGAACGACGGCUCACGGUUUUCUCUCAGUCUCGGCCGCCCCCUGAGUGAUCUUAUCGACAAGUAUCGCCACCGCGAAGCAAUGGACCGCCGUGAUAAGGUAUAUGCUCUGCUCGGCAUGUGCUCAGACGACCCUGGCGCCCUGCUGUCAGACUAUAACAUUUCCUGGUCGCAUCUAGACCAACAACUCACACGUUCGGUUCUGAAGCUGACCCACCCGGUAGUUAUCGAUGCUCGGGAUAACAGGGACUCGGUCACGAUCAAGGGAGAAGGCUAUGUUGUUGGAAGGUGA